CCAUUUCUGCCUUUGUCAGGGUUUGUUUAGCCACACCUUGGUUGGCUGUGGAUGAAAACAGUCAGGAGCAAAUAAAGUUCAAGGGAACUGCUGCUGGGGUCACUAUUUACUGUUUGGCUUCCUGUGUAUAAAAACCACGCCGUGCCUAACCUUGUUGUCAGGAAUACUCGUUUCUGUUUUCUCAUUAUAUUUCUGCAUUGAUCAGUUCUCCAAACGGCAGAAGAUCCCAGGGCUGAGCACUCUCUUAGGAAGCUGCUAUGGCUGCUCGAGGGCCGUUUGAGAUGGGUGGCAAAUGUUGCAGCGGCUCCGUUUCUCCCCACAGCAUCCUCUACCAAAUCCUUAACAACGAAGAGCGAUGGAAGACCGAAGGGAAACCGCAGCAUUUCUCCCUUCCCUUUCUGUUUCCAAAUAUUGGGUGCCCCUGUGAGGUAAACCGAAGAGUCAUCCUGAAAAUGCCGGGCGUCACCUGCAACAGAGCAUCGGAAGUGCUUCUGAAAACUAUCACUUUCAUAAGAAAGCUGCCUUCUUUUUUUCAGUUUCCCCUGGAGGACCAGAUCCUCUUGAUACGACAGGGCUGGGCACCCCUCUUCCUACUGGGUCUGGCUCAAGAGCGGGUGGACUUUGAACUCUUGGAGACCUCAGUCCCCAGCCUCUUGAAAGCAGUCCUCCUUAAUCAGUCUCCGGCAGGUGAAUACAAACAGGUGGAGGACUCUCCUUUGGGAGCAUCACUAGCAGAAGUUCAGAAGAUUAAGGAUUUCCUGGGGAAGUUCUGGAAUGCAGACAUUUGUGCAAAAGAAUAUGCCUAUCUUAAAGGAAUUGUUCUAUUUAAUCCUGACCUCCACGACUUAAAAUGCCACCAUUAUGUCCAGGCCCUUCAACAGGAAGCUCAGCACACUCUGCUAGAGUUUGUCUCAAUGACUCAUAGCAGAAGCAGGAGGAGAUACGCUUGGAUGGUGGAAUUGCUUGGUUUUCUGAAGACCUUUAAUCCAGAUACCAUUGGAGAACUCUUCUUCAAACCCAUCCUGGGUGAUGUCGACUUAAACACUUUACUUCUGGAAACACUUUACACCAAACAGGACCUUAUUUAACCUCUGAUGGGACAUCACAGAAGACCAGGACUAUCAUCAAAAGGGGCAAGUUCCCCAGAACAAUAGGAAAACUUGCUUUCUGUGCAUUGGAAUCUGUCUCCACCCCUGUGGAGAACCUCACCACACUGUAGGACUCUCCUCUGUUUUGCCCAUUUCCUGUUUCUUUGGUGAUCUGCAUUAAUAU
This is a messenger RNA of Lacerta agilis (Sand lizard), 1272 nucleotides long. RefSeq names its product nuclear receptor subfamily 0 group B member 2-like. The coding region runs from base 258 to 1088 and encodes 276 amino acids. Gene Ontology annotation, molecular function: transcription corepressor activity; transcription factor binding. Gene Ontology annotation, cellular component: nucleus; cytoplasm. NCBI's taxonomy places the organism in Eukaryota, Metazoa, Chordata, Lepidosauria, Squamata, Lacertidae. Gene Ontology annotation, biological process: negative regulation of transcription by RNA polymerase II. The record is from RefSeq and is a predicted model, not a curated record. The transcript is spliced from 2 exons.